Messenger RNA from Saccostrea echinata, 3790 nucleotides. RefSeq lists its product as uncharacterized. Bases 39 to 3182 code for a protein of 1047 amino acids. The record is from RefSeq and is a predicted model, not a curated record. Lineage: Eukaryota; Metazoa; Mollusca; Bivalvia; Ostreida; Ostreidae. The transcript is spliced from 17 exons.
UCUGUUCAGGUAAUAAAAAUUUUGAAAUUCAUUGCAGUAUGGGGAUUCGAGGUGUGAUUUUUGGAGUGUGGAUUUCAUUUUAUUUCGUUAAUUAUGUGCAAGGACAAGUAAUUUCUGGAAAUAUUCUCCAAAUUCUACAACGAACAACAGGAUUUUCUAAGUUUGCACAGUUAGUUACUCGGGCACAACUAACAAAGUUUUAUGAAUCUCCGACCACCAUGACAGUGUUUGCAUUCAACGACACGGCUUAUAAUCAACUACCGUACAGGGAACGCAAUGUAAUAGACAGCUACAAUGUAACUGAGCUCAAAGACUACAUCAAAUUCUGUACAAUCCCGGGAAAUCGCAUUGCAACCACUUUUAUCCAGAACAACCAGUAUGUGCGAAGCAGCAGCUCCAAUGGCGACCGCCUCUUUUUCAGUCGCGUCCAGAGAAUAGACACGACCGCAGGCCUCACUUAUGCACUGAAGUAUUACGUUAAUGGUGUGGAGAUAUCGGAUGGAUCAUAUCGUGACAUCUCGGCCACCAAUGGGGUUGUUCAUGGUCUAAAUGGAGUCAUGCGGAAGACAAGUCAGAAGACAACCUACGGAUGGAUCCAAAAUCCUGAAGAUACUGCACAGCAAUUUACGAGAUUCUUAGAUUUGAUGAGCUACCUAUAUGUAAUGGACCCCAUUAACGAUAUUUCGUCACCAGACAAGAUUAUCACCUUAUUUGUUCCCAGUGACAAUGCAAUGCAAAAGAUUCCUACUACCCAGCUGGACAGACUCAAGAAUGAUUCCAAAGAAUUACAACGGAUUAUUCAAGCCCAUUAUGUUCCUAAUCAGGCGAUUUUCACCAACUGUAUUUCUCACAAUGAGGGAGUUACCAAUGCCAAUGGAGAAACAUUGACUUUUCUCCAACCUUUUGGUUACAAUGUAUAUGUUAACAGUGGUGGUGUGAGUGCAGACAUCACUGAGGGAAAUGUAACUGUGACCAAUGGGGUGGUGCACGUGGUCGAUCAGCUGUUGGGAUUCGUUUACAACAACAUUCGUGAACAGAUUCAACGAGAGGGAACGAAAUUUGAACAACUAAUUAACAGAGGCACAGAAACCGUUAGGAAUGCCCUCCUACAGCCGUCGGGGAUAACGGUCUUCUUACCUCUGGACAGCGCCUUCCAGAAAUUCUCCAACAUCCCCUGGGUCAAUCUGACCAGUAAUCAAACUCUGGUGGACAUGGUGCUUCGGUUGCAUAUUCUACAACCAAAAAGCGCGAUCAUCUCCUCCUUGUCAGAAAUGAGCGGAUAUGAGAGUCGUCAAUACAGAAAAACCAUGUAUAAUAGCGAGAGGGUCACCAUUUAUAAUGAAAGAAAUGAAACCUGGGUACAGGGAAGUGAUGUGAAGGCUCGUGUGAUAGGACCGGACAUACAGACAAUUAAUGGCUGGAUCCACAUCAUCGACUCCGUGUUGGGAAUCCCCUAUUUGGAUCUCCCCAUGCUGAUAUGUCAUGACGUUUGGCUACUGCGUACAUACGACUACAUGAGAAGAGUGGGACUAAAGAACUACUUGACGGACCGUAGAUUCACGGCAGAGAAGUGUAGUUUCGAGUUAUACGGCUAUCCACCAAAUUAUCGAUCGGCCAUGUUCACUAACCAGGGACCGACAUGUCCCACUUAUUGUAGCCAGGCCGAGUAUAAGAACCAGUAUCCCUGUAACACAGCACAAUGCCAGACAAACACAGGUUGGUCCACCACGUGCCCCACUUACUGUGCCCAGGUGAAUUACCAGAACCAGUAUCCAUGUAAUACUGCAAUAUGUACCAAUAGCAACAUUGGAGGGGUAACAACCUGUCCAACAUAUUGUUCACAGUCCCAGUAUGCUAAUCAGUAUCCGUGUAACUCGGCCAUUUGUACUUCUGGGUUUAACUGCCCCGCUUAUUGCUCGCAGCCUCAGUACGCAAACUCCCAGCAAUGCCUAACUUGUGAUGGCGGCUCAAUAAGCCAGUGUCAGUAUAUGAUCUACUGCAGCGACCCAAGCAAUGCCAACAAAAGUCCGUGCAAUACGUAUCCGUGCAACAUGCUAAAUGGUACCUCCGAUUACGACAUGGGGUGCUGUGGAACGACCAGUGUGGCGUGUGAAUUCACAGUAUUUGUUCCUAAUUCCAGUGCUAUUGACUACUUUUCAUUGUCGCUUAAUGGAAUCAGGGUCAUGAGAGACACACCACGAUUUCAGUAUUUGUUUAAGCGGCUCAUUGUUCCUGGUAGAAUCUACUUAGAAAAACUUGGAAAUGGUAACCACCAGAUAAAAGUACUGAACGGCGAAACAAUAAGUCUCACUAAAACAAAUGACAGAGAGGUGAGGAUAUACUUCGGAGGAGCAUCAGCGAAUGUUAUUCACAUGGACGAAGGAGCUACAAACGGGGUCAUACAUAUCAUUGACCAGUUGCUGUUUGUCCAGGAAGAUCUUACAAGAAACAUAAAAACACCAAGUGAGGUUGUAGUAGAAGAAGAAAAAAUGCGAAAGGGCUUUUGUUAUAACGACACCCAAAAACUUGGGAUUCAUAUAAACUGUCAUUUUAACUCUACAAGGGUUGUAAUUGAAGAAGACUCGAGCGAUACAAAAAAUUGUCAAAACUCUCAUAACUCUCAAAAAGAACGCGUCACCUGUGUUGUUGGAGGCUAUGAUGAAACGUACAAUAUGUUGGAGUUUAUCUUAACAUCUAAUGACUCGGAGCACGCUGGGAAAUCAAUUUUGGUAAAUACCACGUGUGAAAACGGAACUGAUCAGAGCAAGAAUAUUACACUGUAUCCUUGUUUUUCAUGUUUCACUGCAAAUGUCAGGCAAAACGGCACACACGCCUUUUUUAUGUGCAAGCACAGUUUCUUCAACGUGUCAAAGCAGAUAAGUAUAAUUGAUACAGCUGAUGGGGUCCCUAUGGAGACAUGCAGAUGGAACGACAGCACAUCAACAACUGAAUGCAAUAUCCAAAAUCACGGACAUCCUCUUGGAAUCGAUGGCUUCAUUGCAAAAUAUACACCAGGGCGAGUUUUUCUAUGUAGUAUGGACAGGCAAAGCACUGAAAUGAUUCUGGAAGGAGGGAGUUUAACAAGUGGACAGGAAGGCCAAUACGUGUGCUGUGGUGUAGAUACAGUAAUUUAUGUAACAUUGAUAUGGUCAAUUUUUAAAUCAUUUAGAUUUAUUUAUUGAAAAACAUCUUCUUAAAGCAUUAAAACCUGUGUAAAGGGUAAAUUUUAUUGGACAAAAUCACUUUUAUACAUGUACUUCGUUUUUACGUUCGCUUUAUGCAAGAAAAUUAGAAUAUAAACGGUAAUGCUUGACAACAAUCUCAACUUUGAUUAUUUAAUCAUUCAGUUGCUUUCAAUUUUAUUGUAAAUAACACAAAAUUACGUUUAAAAAAAUAAUCUAUCAAGUACUUAAAGUUAGCUAGUUAUUCGUUAUGUUUAGUUUUGAGAUAGUGCGUUACUUUAGUUAAUUUUUUUUGGCAUGCAAACUUAAUUUGUACUUAGCCAUGUUUAGUUACCUAACUUCUGAUCUUGUUAAUUGUUAUUCUAGUUGAUGUUUCUUAGUCAAUGAAAUAUAAUGUGCACAAUAUUUUCCAUGAACGUGUAUGUUUAGACUGUCUUACUUGAUUGAUCACAUCAACUAACUAAACUAUUUAAGUCAGGAUUAUGUAGUUUUGUAUACUUGUUUAAUUGCCCUACAUGUACUACUUUGGAGGGCUACUAAAUUCUAAUAUUUUGAAGAAAGCAGUAUAUUUAAAAAAAAAAUCAUCAAUAAAUUAUAUAUAUAACUUA